This is a messenger RNA of Alosa sapidissima (American shad), 3253 nucleotides long. RefSeq names its product adenosine deaminase 2b (gene ada2b). The transcript is spliced from 11 exons. Bases 449 to 1987 code for a protein of 512 amino acids. Gene Ontology annotation, molecular function: adenosine deaminase activity. NCBI's taxonomy places the organism in Eukaryota, Metazoa, Chordata, Actinopteri, Clupeiformes, Clupeidae. The record is from RefSeq and is a predicted model, not a curated record. Gene Ontology annotation, biological process: adenosine catabolic process; inosine biosynthetic process.
CCAAUUUACACUACCAUUAGGGAUGUAGUGGAGGCUAAACGCAUGUAAACACUACGCACCUCCUGAAAUUCGGAAAUAUCGUUUACGCACCAUUGCGUUUAUCCACCUUUUAAAUAGUAUACCGUUCAUAAACAAUUCUAAAUUAAGCUUAUGUCGUUUUACAAUUGUCUAUAGUUUUAUAUUUCAUAUUGUUGAACCUGGCCUGCGCAACACAGUUUGUCCAUAUUGCUCUGCAUUAUGUUGUCAGUGACCAAUCGUCUUGCGGCAGGAAGCAACAACGAUUAGUCACACCGCAUGUCAUGUGGGCCUAAUUGAGUUAAUGGAUUUUUUAAAUGGAUAUAGGCGUACUCCGAUUUCUGAAGCGUCAAGACAGCAUCCCUCAUACUGAUUAUGCCAGAAAACGGCCUCGACUACAAGCCAAAUAAUUGCGUAAUACCAGGACAACAACAUGGCCUUCGGAAUCCUCAGGCUCCCACUCUUCUCUUUGAUGGCCUUGGCCCUAAUGAACCCCUGCACUGGUGCCCCUGAUACUCGUCAAAGGGAGAUGCUGAUGCGACAGGAGGCCUCCAGGCAGACAGGGGGCAGUGUGGUUUUGACUCCUGCUGAGCUGCAGGUGGAUGCAUACCUGCAUAAGUUGAAGGUGAAGGAGAUGGCAUCUGUUCCGUUCCCUCCUUCCAUACAUUUCUUCAAAGCUCGCCCACGCAUCCAGAAGAGUCCUGUCUUUAAACUCUUACAGAAAAUGCCAAAAGGCGCAGCUCUCCAUGUGCACAGCACAGCCAUGGUCAGCCCUGAAUGGCUGGUGAGGAAUGUCACCUACAGGCCCAACUGCUACAUCUGUUUCACGUGGGGUGGCUCAGUGCGGUUCCUGUUCUCAGAUGGACAGCCCUACCCACAGUGGGACUGUCUCUACUGGCAGCUCUUACAAAGCCUCAGAGCCCGCAUGGUUGACCCUGCUAAGUUUGACAAAAGCCUGAUCCAAAACCUCACCCUGUUUACUGAGGACCCAGAGUCUGCAUACCCAAGUGACGACGCUGUGUGGGCGAGGUUUGAAGAUGCUUUUAGGAUCAUCUCUGGACUUGUCACCUAUGCAGCUGUGUUUAUGGACUACCUUUACCAAAGCCUGGAAGAAUUCUAUGCAGACAAUGUUAUGUAUGUCGAAAUCAGGAGUGGUUUGACCAGGACUUAUGAGCUUGAUGGCAGCAUCCAUGACAAAAUUUGGUCCCUAAAAGCCUAUAGGGAUGUGAGUGCAAAGUUUUCAACUAAACAUCCAGACUUUUUGGGGUUAAGGAUCAUACUUUCUACACACAGGAUUCAGAGAGUAUCUACAAUCAAGGCUGCAAUCAAGGAGGCUAUUGAAAUGCAAAAGAAUUUCCCAGAACUAAUUGCAGGGUUUGACUUGGUGGGGAGGGAGGAUGAUGGGAGGCCUCUCUGGUACUUCAGGGAGGCGCUGUCUCUCCCUGCUGAGCUUGGUGUAAAACUACCCUACUAUUUCCACGCAGGAGAGACUGUAUGUGUGUGUGUGUGUGUGUGUAAAGACUUGGAGGGUACAGAUGUGGAUGCCAACUUGAUAGAUGCCCUGCUGUUCAAUACCAGUCGGAUUGGGCAUGGUUAUGCACUGCCUCACCAUCCUUUAAUCAAAGAACUUUCUAGAAAGAAUGGUGUAGCUGUAGAAGUAUGUCCGAUAUCAAACCAGGUGCUGAGGCUGGUCUCAGAUUUCCGUCAUCACCCUGCUGCAGUUCUUAUGACUGAGGGAUACCCAGUGGUCAUAAGUUCUGAUGAUCCCACCCUGUUUGGGAACCCUGGACUCUCCUAUGACUUCUACGAGGCCUUUGUUGGGAUUGGAGGGAUGAGAGCAAACUUGGGCACCUUAAAAGAACUCGCUAUGAAUUCAAUCAAGUACAGCUCUCUGUCCCCACACUUAAAGAAGAAAUUGAUGAACAUGUGGCAGGAUAAAUGGAAGAAAUUUAUUUCUAACCAAAAAGAUUAAGAAACUGAUCAUUGUAAAGACCCAGAUCCGCUCUGACCCACUCUGAGGAGGUCUUCCAACCAUAUACUGCAAAAUGUGAAAUCUAAGGAAGAAUAAGGCAGCAUAAUCUUUAAUUAAGAUAUGUUCUUUGCCUGACAUGACAUUUCUUGGUUCGUCUUAUGUUUGUUUCAAGCUGUUUUGUUCUUCUUGUAAGUAGAAAUGUUCCUGUUCCUGUUCUUAUUCAUACCAUACACCAUUUAUUUUAUAACAUUGCCUGAGAUGCUUUUGUCAAGUCUGCAAUGCUUUUUAUGGAUGAUAUUCUAGUAUGCUCUGAAAACUUGAUGAUUGAAAACAGGUGGUGAUGGGGUGAAUGACACAGCAAGCAAACAUGGAUUUUGGUGGACAGUGCAGAUUUAUUUACAGUGAAAGAAAAAAGGAGUGACCUGGGCCCGGCAAACAAAAACUUUAGUUUUCUCAGUACUGCAUGACUCUCCACAGACUCACCCUCUACUUGAGGACAGAAAACCUUCACCUUAAAUAAAGUCGAUUAGCUAAAUUGGUACAUACCACUAUGACUUAAGGAGGAGGGAGGUCUAUAACAUUAUUAUUCAUAAUUAAAUAACAACAGCACUGCAAUAUAAUAAUUUAACAGACAGCACAUAGCUAAAACCCCUGCACAAAUUAAUAACUUUCCCAUGUCCCAAUCAGGGAGUAAAUUACCCAAUUUCAGGGUGCUCCAGUUUCAUGAGGGAAGUGAAAGUGUGUGUGUGUGUGAGGGUGUUUCUGUGUUUAUGUGUGUAGGAGAAAAAUAGUCAGUUUAAUAUUACGGGAAGGGUUAGGCAGGUUGGUGAAAAGGAGGGACUACCUUUUCACAACAUGUAAUUGUUUUAUUUUACUUUGAAAAUGUAUUAUUUUUACUGUCUGAUUGAUUUUGCUGCUUUUGUAACUUGUUUUUUUUUUUCUAAAUAAAGAUUAUUAUUGUAUUGUUAUCAUAAUCAUUAUCCUAUAGAGCUGGCACGUACCUGAGAGAUGUAAGAAUAACAGUGGAGUAAAACCAUUGCAGAUGAACCCCAGAACUUUUAAUGCAAUCGCUCCCAGGACAUCUUGUCUAUAGUAAAGCUUAACCCCAAACCUGCACAGCUAAAGUCAAAUAAAGAACUACCUACACUUGUGACAGCAACACAUUCUUACCCUCUCUCUCUCUCUCUCUCUCUCUCUCUCUCAUUAACUGGCCACUCUAGUAAACAAAAUAAUAUGUUCUUUAUUCACUAACAUAAUCAGGAAAAA